AUGCACGCUGACGUUCGGUUCCCGCGCCUACUGGCCCUCUUGGCCCUCGCCGUGCACCUGGCGAAUGCCUUCUACAUCCCAGGCUGGUCCAUCAAGAGCUACGCCGACGGCGAGACCAUUCCGCUUUUCGUGAACAAGGUCUACUCGGACAAAACCCAGCUGCAGUACGCCUUUGCCGACCUUCCGUUCGUCUGCCCACCUACUGGCCGCCGCUCUCCCGGCGCCAGCGGCGCCACCCUGUCCCUGAAUCUCGGCGAAAUUCUCCGCGGCGAUCGCAUAAUCUUAUCCGACUAUGAGCUAGUCAUGGGCGUGGACGACGAGGCGAGAUACUUGUGUACUACCACGGUGGACAGGCGUGGCCUGGAAAAAGCAAAGGAGAUCGUCAAGGACGGCUAUGUCGCCGAGUGGAUCGUGGACAACAUGCCCGGUGCGACGAGCUUCGUCACGACGGACAAGUUGCGCAAGUACUACGCCGCUGGCUUCAAGAUGGGCUACGAGGAUUUCGACCCCGCCACUGGCAAGCCGCGCUUCUACAUCAACAACCACGUUACCCUCGUUAUACGCCAUCGCCCCGCCCCUGGACGCGACGGCGAGCAUGGAAAGAAGGUCAUCGUUGGCUUCGAAGUCUACACCAAGAGCAUUGAGGCCGGCCACCGCGACAAGAACGGAAUUCCCAAGGAUCUCCACAAUACCGAGCAAGGGCUCGAGCUGCGCAUACAGCCGAACAUGACCGACCUGCAGACGAGAUACGCCGACUCGUCGUACAUUCCAGACGAGGAAAACAUCGAUGAUGAUGCCACGUUGACAAUCCCUUACACCUACUCGGUCUACUUCCGCGAGGACGACCACGUGGAAUGGCAGAACCGGUGGGACAUGUACUUUGUGAAUCAGGAGGACAGCUCCAAGAUUCAUUGGAUUGCCAUCAUCAACUCUCUUCUGAUUUCGGCGAUUUUGACGGCUACGGUUGCUGUCAUCUUCACCAGGACGGUUCGUGGCGACAUCAAGGGUACGAGUGACAUCGAGAAACCCAAGAUUCCGCGUCCGAGGAACCCCAAAUCUCCCAGGAAGAGCGCUGAGAAAGGUGGCCUUUUGGAGCAACUGGAUGACGAUGGCGACGCUGACGUCUCGUCGGAUGAGGAGGCGCUGGAGGAUAUCACGGGUUGGAAACUUCUCCAUGGCGAUGUCUUCCGCGCCCCGGCAUAUGGGGGAUUGCUGGCUCCUCUCGUUGGCUCUGGUUCGCAGUUGGUGUUUGUGGUGACGGGUCUGCUCAUUCUGAGCGCCGUCGGCGUCCUUAACCCGAGUUUCCGUGGCGGCUUCAUCAGCGUCGGCCUCGCGCUCUUCAUACUGGCUGGCAUAUUUUCUGGCUACUUCUCUGCGCGAGUCUACAAGACCUUUGGCGGGCAACGCUGGCAGAAGAACGUGAUAGUGACUGGCACACUUAUUCCGGGCCUCAUCUUCGCUACCAUCUUUAUCCUUAAUCUCUUCGUGUGGGCGCAAGCGUCAAGCACUGCCAUUCCCUUCGGCACAUUGGUCGCAUUGCUGGUCUUGUGGCUGCUCGUUCAGCUUCCGCUCGUUUACGUCGGCAGCUGGUAUGGUUUCGAGAAGGUCGGCGCAUGGACCCAUCCGGUGAAGCCGAACACGAUUCCCCGCCAGAUCCCCGCUCAGCCCUGGUAUACGAAGGGCAUCCAGUUUUUCCUCCUCGCUGGUUUGCUCCCGUUCGCCGUUAUCUUCAUCGAGCUUCUCUUCGUUUUCAAGAGCCUAUGGCAAGACAAGAGCGGGUACUACUACGUCUUUGGAUUCCUGGCCGCCGUUUGCCUUAUUCUAUUCAUCACUGUCAUUGAGGUGACCAUAAUCGCAACUUACAACCAGUUGUGCUCAGAGAACUACCACUGGUGGUGGCAAUCUUUCUUCGUGGGCGGCGGCUCGGCUCUUUGGGUUUUCCUGGCCUGCACGUGGUACUAUUUCUUCAAGCUUCGUAUCACGGGAUUCGUUUCCAGCAUGCUCUUCUUCUCCUACAGCUUCCUUGCUUGUCUGGUAUACGGUCUUCUCACGGGUACUAUCGGCUUCCUUGCUGCGUACGCUUUCGUGCGUAGAAUCUACGGAGCGAUCAAGGCCGACUAA
This is a messenger RNA of Diplodia corticola, 2121 nucleotides long. Its product is annotated as multispanning membrane protein. The transcript is spliced from 5 exons. NCBI's taxonomy places the organism in Eukaryota, Fungi, Ascomycota, Dothideomycetes, Botryosphaeriales, Botryosphaeriaceae. Gene Ontology annotation, cellular component: membrane; Golgi apparatus. Gene Ontology annotation, biological process: protein localization to membrane; vacuolar transport. Bases 1 to 2121 code for a protein of 706 amino acids. The record is from RefSeq and is a predicted model, not a curated record.